Messenger RNA from Symbiodinium necroappetens, 3306 nucleotides. Lineage: Eukaryota; Dinophyceae; Suessiales; Symbiodiniaceae. The record is from the annotation of a GenBank genome assembly.
AUGCAGAAACAAUCAUGUUUAUGGGAGGCUUAUCUCGAUCCAACCUAUGUUCCCUUCUCCGGUCAAGUCUGUGACAGAGGCGAGAAUCGGAAGCUUUCCGGCAAAGUGGUGCAUGUCAGCCCUGACGGUCGGUACGGCUACAUUCAGGCCAAGGACCACAGAAGGCCAAAUGAUGAUGUUCAUUUCCGGAUGGACGUGGUGAGGGACUCUGGCGGCUUGAGCCUGGCCUUCGGCGAUCGUGUGGAGUUUUGGAUUCAGCCGCAAGGCGAAGGCUGGCGACCUACAGCAGCAGCCGUGCAUUUGGUCUCCCUGGCGCCCGAUACGGACCGGCGGAAGAAAGCGUUGGCCCAGAUGGAGCAGUGGAGGCAACAGAUCUGCAUGCAAAGCCCGUCGGCGCAGGAUGCCAAAUUCCAGGCUCGAACCGGCAGGGCCGUAUGGCAAGCAGUCCUCGAACUCCUCGAGCCCACCAUGCGCAACGAGACUUGGCAAACGGAAGUUCGAGGGCCCAGCUCUGUGCCGCCCUCUCAAGCGAGUGCCGAGGCUGCCAGCCCAAGUACCUGUCGCCACGCUUUCUGUGCCGAGCGCCACUAUGCGGAGAAGGUCUACUUGCAAAAUCGGGCCUUGCGCCAUGAUUCCGUGGAGCAAUCAUCGAUGAGUGCGGACGAGGUCAAAUUCACCCACGCGGAGAUCAGCGAUCAGUUCGGGGAUGGGCGACCUUUGGAAACCCUUCUUGCAGACCUCAGGCGAGGCAAGAUCUUGCCUUCGGAUGACAGGAUGCAGCUGGAGGCAUGCCUUCUGAAAGACAAGUACCGGUCUCUGAACAAUCGGCGUCUUCGAGUACUUAAAAUAUUCCACAUGGAGCAGAAACGGAUGGAUCCGAAAUGCGAUGUUCAAGUGCGUGUCCAGUUGCGUCCGCUUUGCAAGAGCACAGCACAGUUUAUACAGAACUUAUGCAAGUCAGACGACCGUUCGAAGCAGACCUCACCCGUGCACCCCGAUGCACAGCAAGCCAAGCAGACCCUGCUGGACAUCGAGAAUGCCAGUGUGCAAAAUCGAAAGAAUGCUUUUGUGACCAAGUGGGCGCUCUCAAGCCUGGGAAAGGAACAGGAAGUCCUUGUCUCAGCCUUGACUUACAUUGGUGCGCCGGCUCGUCAACGCAAUGGGCUGAUGAAUAAAGUCACCAGGGACAAGCGGAGAAGGAUGGAUGACGCCAUGACGAACAUGAUCGACCUUAAAACGGAGCGAGCCAUCAAUGGCAUUGGAGGGGAAGUAGAAGUGGUGGAGUUUGAAGAGAAGCUGUACCUGCUGGACAAAGAGCUGUGUAAGGCUUUGCGGGACAAGCAGGACCGCCAGAGGGAGGAUAUCAAGAUCAAAAUCCGCAUCAUACCGCUGUGUCCCUGGACCGCGAAGAUGGUCCUCGCGAACAGCAGCCUGAACGAUGGAGAGGAUGUGCAGUCAAAAGGCUCUGAGUCUGAAUGGCCCCUGUGUCGCCUUGUGUACCUUCUGCUGGACUUGGCCAACAGCUUGGCUCAAGAGCCGAACUUUUCCUCGACCUUCGACUUAAUUUCUGUGUCGCCCCUUCUUGGGCAGGGUGCCCUGAUAUCAGCACUAAAAGAGGAAGAGCAUGGAUCACGAAUGUGGGAGGCUGCAGCUUUGCUCCUGGUCAACCUCUUCAAGCUGGCGCCAACUGGCUCAAAAGCCGCAAUGCCGGUUUGCGCUUACAUGCAGGAUGUCACAGACGAGCGAAGAGAUUUGGAGGAAAGCAAUUGCCAGAGCAGGAGGUGGCUGAACCUGCUUUCCUUCAGUACACGUGCAAUCGUUGGCCGGCCGUCUGAUGCUUACGAAGCUUGCUGGGACAUGUUGUCACUUGUACCCACGGUGCACGAGAUCCAGCGUGACGCAGAUCAGUGUAGCCGACGGCGGCAUAAGACAGAGCUGCCCACAGUGCGGGAACGCGGCUGCUACAACUCAGAGCAGCAUUAUUUGGAUACCUAUUUCCGGCUGCUUCGCGAGGAGUGCCUGGCUGCCAUUCGCACCACAUUGUAUCAUGUCAGCCACGGGAAUAUGGAGGCAGAAGAAAUUCGCCGAGAUGGAAACGUCUUCGAUGCUUCCCUGAUGGGCUUUAAUGUUUCGCGCGGCCAGGGAGGUGUGCUUGACAGCCGCAUCAAGGUAGUGUUCCGCGUACGGCCCAAGGGCACAUGGGAGAGAUGGCGGUCGAAAAUGGACAGGUCAUUCAAGUUCGGUAACUUGGUAGCAUGCAUUUGCGACAAUGACGUGAAUCAGCCAAUUUGGAUGCUGGUCGCCUGCCGUGAUGUAGACGAGCGCACUGUGGCUUUGGGUCUUUACAGCGCUGGGGAGCACGACACGGCCCGACUGGCACAAAUGUGGGAUGCAGGGCAGAUGAUGCUGAUUGCAUCCACUACAUACUUCCGAUCGCUGGAGCCUGUUCUGCGCCGGCUGCAAGACGCACAGCAGGUGGGUUUUGCCUUCAAGGAGGAGCUGGUGCAUUGUCAGACCACCCCAAGGCGACCCUCAAACGUCCAUGCUGCCGAUCCAGUUGACUGGAAGUUGUUUUUCAGCGGCCCGAGACCCGAUGUCAAGGAUGAUAGCAAGUUUCUAGUGGUUGGCCCGGAGCUUUCUGGGCAGCCAGUGCAUUUCAGGGGGACCACUGUUGAGUCUCCCGAUGGAGAGGCGAUUUUCAAGGUUAUCCUCACAAAGCACGGGGGUGAGUACGGUUUCCGGCUGCUCAACUUGGCUGGUCAGAUCUUCAUCCAGCUUCCGGGAACCAAGCAAGGCCGCAUUGUGGGCGUAAAGGAGGACGUGGAGGUCGAGAUCGGAACAGACAUAGUGGCCUUCACCCAUCGCGACCCGGACAGGGAGCUACGCUUCGCGGUGGUGGAAGCCAGCGGAAGUUUGCACGAGAUGCGCACUGAGCUUACCAGACUUUGCAAGGAUGCCGAGGACCGUGGCGAGUCGACGUCGGCAACGACCUGCGACUCGAGCCAGCUGCAAGCAGUGCAGCAUGCUUUGAGGUGCCGGGUGUCGCUGAUCCAGGGGCCUCCAGGCACAGGGAAGACCUUCAUCGGCUACAAGCUUCUGCGGAUGCUGGAGGGCAAGUCGCGGAUCCUGGUCCUCACAUACAAAAACGAUGCCCUGGACGGAUUCCUCGACCUGUGCCGAAAGGACCUUGGGGAGCAUCAGAUAGCGCGCAUCGGCCGGAAUGGCAAUCUGCGGAGCGGCUGGGGAGGGGACAAAGGGCUCCUUGAAGGCUUGUCUAAAGGGGUUACUGCAAGGCAGGUUCUAUGA